ACAACAGCUAUGUCCUCUUCUCCAUCGUCGUUCCCUCCUGACGGAUGAAUUUCUGCGAGCCUCCAUCCCUAGAGGGGGUAGCUCUGUAAAAUUGGCAGGAGACGUCUGGAAGAAAGCAAGUCCCCCAGCGAUUUCAGCACCUAGGCAGAAACGGCUGGGCUUUCCCACUGCCAGCCCCGGGGUGGCUGGCACCCAGAGGCCUGGACUAAACGAGCCUUCAGGAUAAUUCCUUCAGCAGCACCGCUGUAACAGAGUGUGACGAAGACACAGUCUCCCUACAUGAAGAUCAGACUGAUUGCUCCAGUCUCAGAGAUGAAGACAAUAAAGAAAAUUACCCCGAAGCCGGGGCUCUCCUAGAGGAGCCCACACCACCCUCUCGGGAGCCACAGCAGCAUGUAGAGCAGACCUUGCUGGUGGACGGCGUGCUGCGACCCAGCAUGGGCAACUUCAAGUCCCGGAAGCCCAAGAUCCUGCUCAAGGCAGAGAGCGGGAGGAGCCACGGAGAAAGUCAGGAGACAGAGCAUGUGGUACCCAGCCAGCCAGAGUGUCGGGGGAGAACAGGAACGCAAGUCCACGAGAGUCCACAAAAUCACCCUUUCAGGUGCCAAGAAACAGUGCGAGUUCAACAAAGAAUUGACCAGAGGGCUACCAUUUGGUCAAAGGACACUUUUGAGACUCGGCAAGAGUUAAAUGAGGAAGAAGCUGCUCAGGUGCAUGGACUCAAGGACCCAGACCCAGUGUCGACCCAGAGUGUGCUUGCAGAAGGCGCAGAUGUUGCAGACCCUGCACCAGCCCACAAAGAUGGGCAGAAUGAAGCAGACAGUGCACCAGAAGACCUCCAGUCUGUCGGGACUAGCAGGCUUCUCUAUCACAUCACUGACGGUGAUAACCCACUGCUGUCACCACGAUGCUCCAUCUUCAGCCAAAGCCAGAGAUUCAACUUAGACCCUGAAUCAGCCCCUUCUCCACCCAGCACUCAGCAGUUUAUGAUGCCACGAAGUUCUUCACGGUGUGGCUGUGGUGAUGGCAAGGAGCCACAGACCAUUACCCAGCUCACCAAGCACAUCCAGAGCCUCAAGCGAAAAAUUAGGAAAUUUGAAGAAAAAUUUGAACAAGAAAAGAAAUACCGGCCUUCACAUGGUGACAAGACUUCUAAUCCUGAAGUCCUGAAAUGGAUGAAUGAUUUGGCUAAAGGUCGUAAACAACUUAAAGAACUAAAGCUGAAAUUGUCAGAAGAACAAGGGAGUGCUCCCAAAGACCCACCUAGAAACCUGUCCUGUGAGCAACCUGCAGUCCCCAGAGAGAAUGGGAAGCCAGAAGCUGUGGGCCCUGAGCCAAGCUCCUCUGGAGAGGACACUCCUGAUACUGUGCUGACAUGCCUAAAGGAGAAGACAGAGCAACUUGCUGCUCAGGAGGAUUCUAAGGUAGCUAAGCAAGACAAGAACCUCAUAAAGCCUCUUUAUGACCGAUACAGAAUUAUCAAGCAAAUCUUGUCAACACCUUCCCUUAUUCCAACAAUUCAGGAGGAAGAAGACUCUGAUGAAGACUGUCCACAGGGAAGCCAACAACCUUCUCUGCCAGAUCCAGCAUCUCACCUGCCUAUUGGCGACCACCUCACCUUCUCUAAUGAGACGGAACCUAUUAGGGUCCUGCUGUCAGAUGAAAAAAAAGAAGCCAAACAACCAGCCCUAUCCAUGUCCAAUUUACAUGAGGCCACUAUGCCUGUACUUCUUGACCAUCUCCGAGAAACUAGGGCUGACAAGAAGAGACUUCGGAAAGCCUUAAGAGAAUUUGAAGAACAAUUUUUUAAACAAACGGGAAGAAGUCCACAAAAGGAAGAUAGGAUACCGAUGGCAGAUGAGUACUAUGAAUACAAGCACAUAAAAGCCAAACUGAGACUAUUAGAGGUCCUCAUCAGCAAGCAAGAUGUGGCCAAAACCAUAUGAGGUUCAGGAAAUAUUUGUGCUCACUUUCAACCAGGAUAAGGCCAAGUUUCUUUACCUCUGACAUUCUUGCUAAGUAGUUUUGACACACUGAGAAUCAAAGCACUUUAGUGGUAGUAUUAGCUGUUCUUAAGAAGGGAUGGCAAGUGUAAUUAUAAAUGAGGAUGGAAGAGUUAAAUGGGGGAAAUAUACUAACAAUAUAAUUGGAAAAAUUGCUCCAUGCCAAGGAGAAAACACAUGGUCAGUAUAAUUAUUUCAAAAACCAUCUUAAUAUUUUAUCAAAUCUAAAUAAUACUUGUUCAGUGGGCCACUUGUUAGGAAAAGUCUAUUUUGUGUCCAAAAACUGCUUAUGUUAAAGUGUGGAAAAGAGCAUGAUUUUUAAAAAAUCAAUAAGGAGGAAAAGAAACUUUUCUUUUUAUGUAGGAAGGAAUAUGGCUAGUAAGAAUUUAAUAUAUUUAAAACUUCUAAUAGAUUUUUAAGUGAUAAAAAAAUCUACCUUGUCCCUUAAGUCUGCUAGGCUAUCAGUAAAGCAUACUAGAAUGUGUCACUGCUAAUUUUUUAUUUCUAUAUAAAAAUAGCAGAUUUUACCUGUUAUUUGAGAUUUUACAUUUCUGGUUACCAAAGUUCAUUCUGAUAGCAUGUACUUUGUGAAUUAACUUUGUCUAUAAUGACAGAUGUUUAUAUUAAAGUAAACUAUUGUAUUAAAAUUUAAAAAUAGGUAUUUUGGGAUAGAUUCGUGGUCUGCAGUAUAUAAUUCUAAUGUGAUCAUAGUUAUGAUUGCUAAUCUUUUUGUUUACUAUAAGAGUAUAUAACUAUUUUUCCAUUGGGAAUAUGCAUUUUUCUUAAUGUUCCAAAGUCUGUACUUUGUAUAGUCACAAAGCUUUCUCAUGAGUUGUAGGUAUUCUUCAUCUUGCACAAAAUUUGUAAAUUGCUGACACCUUGGAAAAGAAAGCUAAAUAUUUUAUUUGCUUCAUCAACUUUAGUGCAUAUGGUUUUGUGUUAUUUUGUAUUAAAACAUGCGUUUAUUAUUUUGCCUUUGUAAAAAUAAGAGGUCAACAUUUUCUCUCUUGUAACAACCAUGUUUGUAUUUUCUGUAAUGUUUUCUGUAAUGUUUAAGCAUGAUGUUGAACAAAUUCACAUUUUCAUAUAGUUUGGGUGGGAAGAAUAUUGACUUUCAGAAGUAGAGUAUUCCAGAGGCUUAUUGUUUUCUCUGUAUUUACUUGGUAUUUUAUAACUUUUAUGAAUCAGAAUGAUGUCCUUCAUAAAUUUGUUUAAUUGAAGUCAUCUACUUGUAACAGGAUAGAUACACAACUAUUUGAAGUUUACAAACUACAUCUUUGAUAAGGGAAAUGGUUUCAUGACAUGUAUACAAUUGCUAUUAAAAUGUAACUCUAUAUAUUCUA
Molecule: messenger RNA, 3346 nt
Organism: Prionailurus viverrinus (fishing cat)
Lineage: Eukaryota; Metazoa; Chordata; Mammalia; Carnivora; Felidae
Gene: FAM13C
Product: family with sequence similarity 13 member C
Exons: 15
Coding region: 438-1946 (502 amino acids)
Source: RefSeq, a predicted model, not a curated record